AUGGCUACUGCGACUGAGAAGAAUUACUACCAUGUUGGAGUUCUACUCUUCCCGGGGGUUGACAUCCUCGACUUUGCGGGCCCCAUUGAAGUAUUGUCGCAUGCCUUGCACAAUCACAAUCCCGACAGCCCUGACAGGAUGUUUACAUUCGAUACCAUCGCACGGACGUCACUCAUACGAGCCGCAAACUGCUUGACUCUCAAGGUCGAUGUACUGCUGGAUGAGGCGCGGAAAUGUCUUUCUCAGUACGACAUUCUGAUCGUGCCGGGAGGGCCACCUUCUGUGAUACAACUCUUGGCAGAGAGCAGCAUCCCUGAAGUGCAGCUGAUCCGCGCCUAUGCGAGUCUCCCCGCCACACUCAAUCCGCAGCGUCCUAGGAUCUUGUUUUCGAUUUGUACUGGGGCUCUUUUGGUGGGUGCUACCGGCCUUCUCUCAGGAUUGACUGUGACCACCCACCACCGCGCGCUAGAUACGCUUCAGCAACUUUGUGCUCGAUUCGGGGGGAAAGACCGCAAACUUCCAGAGGUAGUGUUCAAGCGCUAUGUGGAUGGAGGAUUUCUGGAAGAGAACUCAUUACGAGUCAUUACAGCCGGUGGUGUGAGCUCUGGUCUUGAUGCGAGUUUCUACCUUGUCCGUCUGCUUACUGAUUCGGAGAUGGUUUCGUUUAUUUCUCGGGUGAUGGAAUACGAUUGGAAACAACUAAAUUAG
Penicillium oxalicum is the source of this 708-nucleotide messenger RNA. It is a transcript of the gene xanA, whose product is annotated as isonitrile hydratase-like protein xanA. Lineage: Eukaryota; Fungi; Ascomycota; Eurotiomycetes; Eurotiales; Aspergillaceae. The record is from RefSeq and is a predicted model, not a curated record. The coding region runs from base 1 to 708 and encodes 235 amino acids. The transcript has a single exon.